Cucurbita maxima (winter squash) is the source of this 1681-nucleotide messenger RNA. RefSeq lists its product as uncharacterized. NCBI's taxonomy places the organism in Eukaryota, Viridiplantae, Streptophyta, Magnoliopsida, Cucurbitales, Cucurbitaceae. The record is from RefSeq and is a predicted model, not a curated record. The transcript has 4 exons. The coding region runs from base 40 to 1632 and encodes 530 amino acids.
CAUAUUCCUUCACUAAGCCAUGAAAUUCUGUUCCAUAACAUGCUUCCUUUCGCCAAUUCCUUCAAAUUUUUCCUCUGCAACUCCAUCGUCUCUGUUUUUGGAGCAAUAAUCUUAAACUUUUUCAGGUAUGUUUCUUACAUUUAUCGCAACCUUUUCAACUCCGAAUCAAAUUCCAUUGAUUAUGGAGCAAACGCCAUGGAUGUCGGCUCUGUUCUACCAGAAGCACCGACAGAGCCUGUCUCUGUUUUACCGAGCUCAAAUUCAAGCAAGUUUCAGCUCAAACCCACUUCACAAAUCCAUGGAUUCAUGGAAGAAUCACAAACAACCAGCUGUUUUGUUCAACAAUUGUUCUGUGAUCAAACUCCAUGUUUUGAUGAUGGGUUCAUAGAACAAGAACAAGAACACAGAUCCUCUGUUUCAAAUGCGGAAUCUUUGGCUGUAAAUGAUUUGAACGAGGAGGAGAAUCAAGAGAGUUUAGAGGAAUCAAAAGAAACAGAAUCGGACGAGAUCGAGCAUCAAGAUUUGAUCAACCAGCUCAAAAUUGAGCUAAGAAACUCAAGAACAGGGCGGCUUCCAACUGUUCUAGAAGAAGAAACAGAGCCAGAGCCAGAGCCAGAAUCCAUGCGCCUCAUAGCUUUAAAACCUCUAAAAAAUGGUGGAAAUUUCGAACAAAAAGAACAUUUCAAAGAGAUUCAUGGGCUCUACAAGACUUAUACAGACAAAAUGCGAAAGCUCGAUAUCUUCAAUACUCAAACGAAUUACGCCAUCGGUUUUGUUAAGUUAAAAGAACCAGUUUUUCCAAAUGAUGGAAGGAAAUCUAGCCUAAAAUCUCUGUUUUCCGACAUGUUAAGGUCAGGGAGAGCCGACAAGGGCUGUCUAAAACUGAUCAAAGACAUCAAAAGAGACAUGGAAAUGGUCUAUGUCGGACAUCUUUGUCUGUCUUGGGAGCUUCUUCAAUGGCAGCAUAGAAAAGCCAAACAAUUGCAACAAAACGACUCUCAAUUCAGUCAAGUUGUAAACGAGUUUCAACUCUUCUGCAUUCUCAUUCAAAGAUUCAUAGAGGAUGAGCCGUUUAACGGUCCUCGAAUCGAAAACUACGCGAAAAAUCGACGUCUCGUUCGUAAUCUUCUUCAAGUUCCUGCCAUUAGAGAGGAUUGUGUAAAUGACAAGAAUCUAAGUACCAUUUCAACAGCAGAUUUAGUAUCAAUCAUUGAAGAUUCAGUAAGGGUUUUUCGUGAAUUGCUUCAAUCGGACAAGGACAUUGGGAAUUCAGGUAUCAAGUUCAUGUUUCCUCAAGAACAUGUUCAUCGGAUUGAUACCCAAAACCCGUUUGAUGCAGAACUCAUGAUGAUCCAAGUAAGAACUGAUCUAAAAAAGAAGGAGAAACGGCUAAAAGACAUGAUGAGAAGUGGGAAUUGUAUAGUGAAGAAGCUGCAAAGGAUGAGUGAACAAGGCAUAGCGAGGGAUGAAUUGUUGAUAGCAGAGGUUGAGCUGAGAUUGAUAUCAAGAGUGGUGAGUAUGUCAAGAUUAACAGAGAGCCAACUGAUUUGGUGCCAUAAAAAGCUUCACCAAGUCAAGUUUGUUCAUGGAAAGGUUGCUUUAGAGCCCUCUUUUUUGCUUUUUCCUUGUUGAUUUUGGAAAUCAUACCCAAUCUUGUACAUUUAUAUAUAUGUUCUUGAAU